AUGCAACAUUUCAGAUACUUCCCGAACUGGUUAUACGCUAACUAUCCAGUAGAAAACAUCCCUUUUACAAAGUAUACCCACAUCAAUUACGCAUUUGCCAUACUUAAUAAUCCCGACAAUAUCCCAUCUUUCUCUGAUGAUUGGGCUAUCGAAGCCUAUUUACCCCAAGUUGUCAAGCUCGCUCAUGAAAACAAAACCAAGGUUUUGUUAUCAGUAGGAGGUUGGACCGGCUCCAAAAGAUUCAGUCCUAUGGUAGCUUCUGCUGAUUCUCGUCAGAAAUUCAUUGAUUGGAAUCUCGACUUCAUUGACAAGUACAGUACCGAUGGCGUGGAUUUGGACUGGGAAUAUCCCGGAAAGCAGGCAGCUGGCUGUAAUGAAUUUGCUGACAAUGAUGCAGACAAUUUUUUGUUGUUACUCAAAGAAUUACGUGAGGCACUGGAUACAAAAUAUCCCAACGAACACAAGGAAAUCUCGAUGGCCGUCCAUGUUCAACCUUUUAUCAAAUCCGGCGUACCAAUGACCGACCUCAAAGCUUUUGUUCCUUAUUUCGACCAUGUCAAUUUAAUGACCUACGACAUUAAUGGUGCUUGGGCUUCCACCACGGGCCCUAAUGCCCCCUUUCAAGUGGCCGGGGACGGCAAAGGUGCACCUUUUUCAUUUGUCGAAAGUAUACGAGAUUGGAAAGCCGCCGGUGUUCCAAGCAACAAGAUAACUGCCGGUUUAGCUUUCUAUGGCCGUUCCAUGAAGGCUCAGGGUGAUAUGACAAUAGAUAAGAGUCAGUUUCAAGAUUCCGUUGCUGGUGCUCCUAAAGGAGACUCUGAUGAUGCUUAUUGGGAUGAUCCUUAUUGUAACAAGGAACCUGGAGGACUUUCCGGUAUCUGGAAGUGGUCCAAUCUUCGUAAAGAAGGUCUUUUAAAAGACGAUUUCGUUACACCCGGUGAGGGAUGGCAACGUAACUGGGAUGAAGUUUCCCAAACUCCUUGGUUAUUUAACCCUGAGACUAAAAAUUUCAUCUCAUAUGAUGACCCUCAAUCUUUAAAUAUAAAAGUGGAGCAUGCUGUUUGCGAAGAUUUAGGUGGUGUUAUGGUUUGGUAA
This is a messenger RNA of Mucor mucedo, 1095 nucleotides long. RefSeq names its product glycoside hydrolase. The coding region runs from base 1 to 1095 and encodes 364 amino acids. The transcript has 4 exons. Lineage: Eukaryota; Fungi; Mucoromycota; Mucoromycetes; Mucorales; Mucoraceae. Gene Ontology annotation, cellular component: extracellular region. The record is from RefSeq and is a predicted model, not a curated record. Gene Ontology annotation, molecular function: chitin binding; chitinase activity. Gene Ontology annotation, biological process: chitin catabolic process; carbohydrate metabolic process.